Rhododendron vialii is the source of this 2052-nucleotide messenger RNA. RefSeq names its product thiamine biosynthetic bifunctional enzyme TH1, chloroplastic. The record is from RefSeq and is a predicted model, not a curated record. Gene Ontology annotation, cellular component: chloroplast. Gene Ontology annotation, biological process: thiamine biosynthetic process. Bases 84 to 1799 code for a protein of 571 amino acids. NCBI's taxonomy places the organism in Eukaryota, Viridiplantae, Streptophyta, Magnoliopsida, Ericales, Ericaceae. Gene Ontology annotation, molecular function: thiamine-phosphate diphosphorylase activity; phosphomethylpyrimidine kinase activity; hydroxymethylpyrimidine kinase activity. The transcript has 10 exons.
GACCACCUUAGUCUCACGCGGCGCAGUGGUAUACUCACAGGACCCUUCUGUCCCGCCAAACGCAAUCACUCGUUCCCUCUCGCAUGGCUUACCCCAGCUGCUCUCAAAUCCCUCUAAUAACUUCCACCUCCUUCCCCAAGAAUUCCGCGCUAUCAGGCGCAACCCAAGUUCCCUCAAAAGGGUUUUACCCAUAUAGGGUUUCGAUCCAUCCGCCUGCGAAUUCCAGAGCUCCCCAAACACCCAUUGCCGCUGCAAUGCAAGAAGACAAGGGCUUGAUUGUGGAAACCUCGGAUGGUAAAUCUAAGUUGAGAAUCCCACAUGUUCUGAGCGUUGCUGGGUCUGAUUCCGGAGCGGGGGCCGGAAUUCAAGCCGAUCUCAAGGCGUGCGCCGCCCGCGGAGUGUACUGUUCCACAGUGAUCACUGCCGUUACCGCGCAGAACACCGUUGGAGUUCAGGGUGUGAACAUUGUGCCAGAAGAUUUUGUUGCUGAGCAAUUAAAAUCUGUACUGUCCGACAUGCACGUAGAUGUUGUAAAAACAGGCAUGCUUCCCUCCCUCGGCAUAGUCAAGGUUUUUCAUCACAGUCUUAAGCAGUUCCCAGUUCGAGCUUUGGUAGUUGACCCUGUCAUGGUAUCUACAAGUGGCGAUGUACUAGCUGGUCCUUCGAUUCUGGCUGGAUUUCGGGAGGAUCUUCUGCCCAUGGCUGACAUUGUUACCCCAAAUUUAAAAGAAGCAGCUGCUUUACUUGGUGGUGUUCAGUUGGCAACAGUUGACAACAUGCGUUCUGCUGCAAAAGCUAUUCAUGAUAUGGGUCCGCGAAAUGUACUCAUCAAAGGAGGUGACCUUGCUGCUUCAUUUGAUGCUGUUGAUAUUUUCUUUGAUGGAGAGAAUUUCUAUGAGUUGUGUUCACCACGGAUAACCACGCGGAAUACUCAUGGAACUGGCUGUACUUUGGCUUCAUGUAUAGCAGCUGAGCUUGCAAAAGGUUCCUCAAUGCUAUCUGCUGUUAGGGUAGCCAAACGCUAUGUUGAAACUGUCUUGGAUUACAGCAAGGACAUUGCCAUUGGAAAUGGACUUCAGGGUCCUUUUGACCAUCUGCUCAAGCUUAAGAGUGAUGUCCGCAACUCAUGUAGACCAAGGCCUUUUGACCCAGAUGAUCUUUUCUUGUAUGCUGUCACUGAUUCAGGGAUGAACAAAAAGUGGGGUCGUUCGAUUAGGGAUGCUGUCAAAGCUGCUAUAGAAGGAGGUGCCACCAUUAUCCAGCUGAGGGAAAAGGAUGCUGAAACGCGUGAUUUUCUCGAAUCAGCCAGAGCGUGCGUCGAAAUUUGCAGGUUCCAUGGCAUCCCUCUCCUGAUAAACGACAGGAUUGACAUCGCCCUAGCUUGCAACGCUGAUGGCGUGCACGUUGGCCAGUCCGACAUGCCUCCAAAAGUUGCUCGCGCUCUUCUUGGGCCCGAAAAGAUCAUCGGCUUAUCAUGCAAGACACCGGAACAAGCUCAUCUAGCAUGGAUCGACGGUGCUGAUUACAUCGGUUGCGGCGGCGUGUUUCCGACCAAUACAAAAGAGAACAACAUUACUGUUGGGUUAGGAGGGUUAAAAGACGUAUGCGUGUCUUCCAGGUUACCGGUGGUUGCAAUAGGCGGCAUUGGAGCUUCUAAUGCACGGUCUGUGAUGGAAAUUGGCGUACCGACUCUGAAAGGUGUCGCGGUUGUUUCUGCUCUUUUUGAUAGGGAAUCGGUUUUGGUCGAGACGCGUAAACUGCAUGCACUGCUGAAGGAGACAGCCUUAUCUAUGAAAUGAUAAAAAUGCUUGAGAUAAGAACUCAGAUCAUGCAUGAUUUCAAACAAUUUGUACGAAUUGUUACUAGGUCUGGGAGAGUUGAUUUUCUCAAAAAAAAAAAUUAAGUAGAAUAAUAUUUGAGGGAUUACCGUUUUGGGUUUUCAAUUACGUUGUACAAUUGUUAGGAUUACUGUUUGGAAAUAGACUUCAACCAGGGGAACCAAUUCAGAAACGUUUAUGAGGCGUUUCUUAAGGAACUCUGAGUGGAAUUUAA